AAAAGUUUAUUUUGUCAACAAAAGAUAUUUUCAUGAGUUUUGUUAGAUAAAUAAUUACAUUAUUUACAUCAUUAAAUAUGGCAAAACCGUUCGAAAUACCCCAAAAGCGAAAGCUGCCAAAGUUAAUGGCAUGCAUGACUAAAAACAGUCUUGAAAAUAUGAGAAACAAGGCUUUGUUCAGCUUAGAUACACUUGAUGCAAGAGGAAUUCGAAGACAUAAAUUACCUUUGCACGAGUGCAUUGAAUUAGAAUUAAAAGAAGCUGGAUUUUUUGAAUCCUCGGAUUAUCUACAAGAUCUUAUUUAUGAUAAUAUUCAGAUUCUAGCAGAAGAUGAAAUUGGCAUAGUGGUUGAUAUUAGGAAAAGGGAGGACUUUUUGGAGCAUAUUUGUGCUGGUCUACAAAGAGCCGAACGGGAACGUGAUAGAGACAACAAAAAGAAAGAGUGCUUGGAGUUGCUCAAGCUUGCUUUGUACUAUUCUGAGAAAGGAAAAGGGAUCUUGUGGUUGGCGGAAAAAUUUUUCCUAGCCGCAAUAGCAGUAGCAAGUCAUUAUUUACUUGAUGGUGGAAGACAAAAAGCUUGCUGUAAAUAUCACUACGCCUCAUUUUUGCUUAAUAAAUUUCCAGGUUCAGCAGAUAUGGAAGAGGCGUAUGAAAUCUUUUCGGACGUACGUGAUAGCGCAAUAGGAAAGGAGUGGCCUCUUUUUGAGAAUGAUAGUGAAAUCACUGAAGCACUCAGGGAUGCUCCAAAUUCUGUUUUCAUAGUGACAGUAUUGGAACUACACAGAGUAUUAAUGAGUAAAGCAAGAGCUGUUCGAGCCGAAGAUCCGGCUAAAGCAGAAAGAUUGUCACGGUUGGCUGAACGAAGAGCUAAAGAUGCUGGAGAUGUCCCAAAAGCAGCAGAAGCGGUCAUUGAAAUUGGCAUCAGUCAGUUAGCAAUGAACAGUUUAAAUAAUGCUCUUAAAUCAUUUCAAAAAGCUUAUAAAAUAUACGAAGCUAAUAAUGAUAUUAAUGGUUUGUGUAUUUCGAAAAUGCACCUCGCUGCCGUGCGACAAAGAUUAGGCGACCACGAAACUGCCGCCAAAUUGCUUACUGAAAUGGGUGCGUUGGCAAUGCAGAAUGGCUUUCGUCGACAUUUAGGUCGUGCUUUGCAUUUACUCGGUGAACUGCACUUGAAAAGAGAGAGACCUGAUCUUGGAACACAGCAUCUAGAAGAAGCGUUUAUGUGUUUUAUGGGAUAUAUUGUACAAGACCAGAACUAUGGUGUAAACAAGCAAAGAAGUACGUUAUAUUCCGACAUCGAUACAAUAUAUAAGACGCAAAAACAGGAAGUUCUCGACGAAGAGGCUGAACAGUCUAGAGUAAUGAUGGCAAUUUCAGCUGGUCAAGAACUUAUGGGGUCAUACUUCACAAUUCUAGAAAAAGCAGCUUCGUGUACUGUUGCAAAAGUAAAAGUGAUCGAAUGGAAAUCAUCAAAGGCAUCAUGGUGGGUGGACCAGGAACAUCACAAAUUCGUACCAUGCCUUUGUCCAAGUCAUCAGCGAACACCAUUGGAUGUAUUAUGGAUGCGUUUGAACGAAAGAUCUACGAGAAAUAUCCAUGAAGACGAUACUAAAACAGAGCAGACUCUUAAUAGAGGAGUAACAAUAGAAGACAUUAGAAAAUUGAGGAGCAGUUUUAUUAAAUAAACAUAUUCAGGUGAGGCAAUAAAGACGCCAAGAUUUCAUAUUAAUUAUUCUUUAUUCGUUUAAAUCAAGUGAGAGAAAUUAACUAUUUACAAAAAAAUAUAACCGUAACAGAUUUGAGCAAAACAUAUUAUUCUUUAACCACUUCACAACCCGUUUCGACAAGUUCUUCCACCAUUAUACAUAAAAUUAUUAAUAAUUUAGUCAGUACUGGUAUCAUUUGCACUAAUAACACUAAAAA
This is a messenger RNA of Papilio xuthus (Asian swallowtail), 1923 nucleotides long. RefSeq lists its product as uncharacterized. The record is from RefSeq and is a predicted model, not a curated record. NCBI's taxonomy places the organism in Eukaryota, Metazoa, Arthropoda, Insecta, Lepidoptera, Papilionidae. Bases 78 to 1685 code for a protein of 535 amino acids. Gene Ontology annotation, biological process: cilium movement. Gene Ontology annotation, molecular function: protein binding. Gene Ontology annotation, cellular component: cilium. The transcript has 10 exons.